Messenger RNA from Ananas comosus (pineapple), 2241 nucleotides. RefSeq names its product bifunctional TH2 protein, mitochondrial-like. The annotation marks the transcript as partial. Lineage: Eukaryota; Viridiplantae; Streptophyta; Magnoliopsida; Poales; Bromeliaceae. Gene Ontology annotation, cellular component: cytosol. The transcript has 6 exons. The record is from RefSeq and is a predicted model, not a curated record.
UGCGAUUCCUCACCACUCUCCAUCUCCCCCUUCGCCGAAACCCUAACCCGAUCCCGAUCCCGAUCCCGAUCCCCCACUCUCUCCCCCUCAUCUCUUCCCCUCUCGUCCUCUCCAAGCAAGAUCGCCCCCGAAUCCGUCGCCCGUGGAGCUUCGGAUUGGUCUCCACCGCGAGGAGAGGGGUCUCCGGGGAGGCGGUUCUGGAUCCGGUCGCGGAGGGAGGCGACGAUCGCGGCGUACACGCCGUUCGUGGUGUGCUUGGCGGCGGGGGGGCUGGAGAUGGAGACUUUUCGAGGCUACGUCGCUCAGGACGUUCACUUCCUCAACGCGUUUGCUAAAGCCUAUGAGAUGGCGGGGGAAUGCGCGGAUGAUGAUGAUGCCAAGGCCACGAUAAAUGAGCUGAGAAAUGCUGUAUUGGAUGAACUGAAAAUGCAUAAUUCAGUUGUCCAGGAAUGGGGAAUCGAUCCAACAAAGGAGAUUAUUCCUAACGCCACUACGAAAAAGUAUAUAGAUUUCCUGAUUGGGACAGCAUCUGGAAAAGUUGAUGGAGGGAAAGGUACUGGAAAAAUUGCUACCCCUUUUGAAAAGACAAAACUCGCAGCUUAUACUGUAGGCGCUAUGGCUCCUUGCAUGAGACUUUAUGCAUUCUUGGGCAAAGAACUUCAAGUAUUCCUGAAACAAGAUCAAAAUAGUCAUCCCUAUAAGAAGUGGAUAGAGAAUUACUCAUCUAAAUCUUUUGAGGAUGCUGCCCUGCAAAUAGAAGAGUUGCUUGACAAAUUAAGUGUUUCGUUUACCGGUGAAGAGCUUGAAGUUGUAGGAAAGCUUUACCACCAAGCUAUGAAACUAGAAGUUGAAUUCUUUUCUGCUCAGCCAGUUGUUCAACCUACUGUAGUUCCUUUGACAAAGCUGCACGACCCGAACAAUCGACUUGUUAUCUUUUCUGAUUUUGACUUGACAUGCACGCUUGUUGAUUCUUCCACCAUUUUGGCUGAGAUUGCAAUAUUGAGUGCACCGAAGGUUGAUCAGAGUGAAACCAAUAGCUCGCUUGCUAGGAAAUCAUCAUCAGAUAUGAGGAAUUUGUGGGGUGCUCUCUCAAAACAGUACACUGAAGAGUACAAGCAAUGCAUGGAGAGUAUACUAUCAUCUGAAGAAGCAAAGAAGUUUGACUAUGAAAACCUGUGCCGAAGUCUGCAUCUGCUGUCUGAUUUUGAGAAAAGGGCAAAUUCUAGGGUUAUUGAUUCUGGAAUGUUGGAAGGUGCGAACUUAGAUGAUGUUAAAAGAGCAGGGGAACGGCUGAUUCUUCAAACUGGUUGUGCUAGUUUCUUCCAACGGAUUGUGAGUGUGAAGGAAAAGUUUAAUGUGGAUCUCCAUGUUCUUUCAUAUUGUUGGUGCGGAGAUCUGAUACGGUCGGCCUUUUCAUCAGUUGGUCGCCCUAGCGAUUUAAGCGUACAUGCAAAUGAGUUCACCUACGAAAAAGGUGUUUCAACCAGAGAAAUAGUCAGAAGGAUAGAGACCCCUCUCGACAAGGUUGAAGCUUUCAAAACCAUCAUCAGCAAGCUUCCUAGCGAUGGGAAGCACUUGUCAGUGUAUAUAGGAGACUCGGCAGGCGACUUGCUAUGCUUACUGGAAGCAGAUGUAGGAAUCGUGAUUGGAUCAAGCACGACCUUGAGGAGGGUGGGGAAGCACUUUGGUGUUUCUUUUGCUCCAUUAUACCCCGGUUUGGUAAAUAAACAGAUGCAACUCGAUAGAGAUGGCUCAUCUAUGUGGAAGGGCUUGUGCGGCGUCCUCUAUACAGUUUCUAGCUGGUCGGAAAUAGAAGCCUUUAUUCUUGGGGCAUGAUGUUUUUGCUUGCAGUUCCUACCUUCCUAUUAUAGUUUACUUUCUCUCUCUCAAAAAGAGAGAAAGAGAGAGAGAGAAGAAAAAAAUCUAUAGAAUUCUACCUGUGGCGCCACUUUUAACGAAGAAGCUUUGGAGCAAUUUGGCCCCUAAUUUUUUGCGCCUAAAAUAUUACCUCAAAAGGAAGAAUUGCUGUGUCGAGACAUGCAACUAUCUGAUGCUCGAACUCGCGUUGCCUAUCCUUGUUUUAUAUCUCUUCAGUGUAAAUUUGUAUCUGUUUGUUAAAAGAUAUUUUUGUGAGUAGUGAAAUGUUAGUAGCAGCGAACAUUCUGUUGUUGUAAUGUGAACCGGUUAGUCGUAAGAUGACACUCUGUUUUCAACAAAGCUGCUAUGAGACUUUGUUUCGAA